AUGGAGCCAGUGGCCACAAACACUGACCUUGCUUUUUAUUUACCAGCCAACCUCAUUUCCUCCCCAAUCCCAAGUAUAGGCAGAGAUGCAGGGCUAUUUGCAGUGGGGUGUGGAAAAGGUAAGGAGAGUGGGAGAGAGACUUGGGGUUUCUUACCUUUCCCAAACCACGGCCAAAGCGAGGAGGGCUUGAGUCUGGAAAUGUGUGUUACUGGACACCAUUCUUGUUGGAGGGCCAAGUUCACUUGCCACUUGUAUGUGACUUUGUGGAUACCUGGUUGGAGAAGCAGUAAGAUGUUUUACACCCUUUUCCGUAGAAGUAGCCUUAAUGUAAGCAUAUGA
Molecule: messenger RNA, 339 nt
Organism: Podarcis lilfordi (Lilford's wall lizard)
Lineage: Eukaryota; Metazoa; Chordata; Lepidosauria; Squamata; Lacertidae
Source: the annotation of a GenBank genome assembly